AGAAGGGUUUAGGUAUGGAUCUGUACCUGGGCCAGGUCUCCCUAAGAAUAUCCCCAUCCACAUUGAAGGAGGUCCAAACUUGGAGGCCCCUGAUGGGGUGUCACGUCCUGUUCGAUCUGACAGCGUAUCUUCAAACUAUAGUAACUUAAGUCACCGAAGUCUUUCCAUGUCGACAAGACCUCAGGAACUGGUAGGCACCUUUAUUCAGAAGGAAAGUGGGAAACUUGAGAAUGAGAGUACCAACAAUUUCUUUAAGCAAAUUGAUUCUUCCCCAUUGGGUAAAGACUCUAAUGUACAAGCUAUGGGGCAGAAAACUUUCCUUGGUAAUUUGUCUCAGCCUCCAACACCAAGUCCACCAAAACCUACUGGAAUAUUUCAGGCCAGUGUAAACAGUUCUUUUGAACCUGUUCGUUCAUACAUAGGUGUAAAACCAGUUGAUAUAGACCAGUCAAAGAUAGUUGGUGAAGUUCGAGAUGCCAACAAACAUGUAUCAAACACUUCCAACAAUGCCACGUCAGCAGUUUCCCCUGGAAAUUUAGAGCAACCUCCUGAUAAUUUGGAAACUCUUUUUACUGGCGGUGCUAAUGCUGAAGUUUUGAAUGUAACCAGUGGAACUGUUUUUGGAGUUCCAGCUUUUGAUAGCCUAUUGCUGGAUAAACGUCCAUCUUCGAGAGCUCAUGGGUCAAAUAAAAAGUGUGAAAGCCCUGCAACUACUCUGUGGGCCCAAGGAGAACUGCCCAAUUUUGGAGGCAAUGUUUUACUGGCUCCCACCAGCUCCUGCUGUUUAUGUUCCUCCAAAACCCCAAAAUGAAGUAAUACAGCCUCCAGAGGACGGGGCUAUGGAUGCGCAAAACCUCAAGCUUGACCCAGCGCAGUUUGUGACAAUGCCAGAGGAGCAUACCUCUUCAGAAAAUCUUGAGAACCCUCCAAAAAUAGGAGACGACGAACAUCCUCCAUCACAGGCAAGUUCUGGAUAUGCCAGUUUGUUGUCUUCCCCACCCACAGAUUCCUUGCAAAAUCAACCUGUUCUAAUUGCUCAACCAAACAAAAACUAUAAUUUGGCACAGCCUAUUAAUUUUUCUUUGUCUUUGCCCAAUCAAAUCAAAAACUUUAAUUCUGCAAAAGAUCCAUCAGCUGCUGACAGACCAGUUCUUACUGGUAAUCAUAUUCCUGCUCCGAAUGCUUCUCUUGCUCUGGUUCAGCCUGGACCUUCGCUUAAAAUACCUAAUUCUCUCAAUAAUUUUCCCCCUGGUAGUGAUCGAUUUCUGAAACUUUUCCCAGUCUGCCCCAAAAUGUUAAGCCAUCCUCAUCCAAUCAACUUCCGCUCAGUUUGGUCGUGGAGGAGCAAAAAAAUGGUAAGACAGAAAGUGUAGCAGUUGAGUCAAUAAAAUCUUCAGUUCCUGUAUCGGGGUCUCAUGCACCAGUGGGAAAUGCUGCUGGGGCAGUUGCUGUCUUUGGGAGUUUGGUUGGCAAUCAUGUGGAAAAUGUAGGUGCUCUUGAUUUUACUGUGCCUCGUACAUCUACCAAUCAAAAUGCUAAUGCUCACGCUCCAAUCCAGAAUCAACCUCCUAUAAGUGUCCCUAACUAUCCAAAUCAGUUAAGCAAUGUCCCGAAUUUCCAGCCUGGGCCAGAUAUUAACAGACCAGGUUUUUAUCAGCAGGUUACUAAAGAUGUUAAACAGCAGCCUUCAUUGGAGACUUUGCAGCCUGGACCAGGGCCUUCUCAUGAGUACAUGACUCCUGUUUCUCAGGCUGCACCAGGAGCUCCCCCAGGGCAGGUACUUUCUGGACCUAAACCUGUGACUUAUCCACCACAGCUUGAACCUCCGGUGCCAAGUGCCCAGAAUCCUGCAGAUCUACGGUACAGCAUCACUUCAGAGCCAGGACCUAAAUAUGAGUCUUCUGAGCAGAAAGCUUACCCCCCUCAUCCUGUAUCAACCUCAUCUGCACCAGCAAUUCCCAGCCACUCUGUUGGGUAUCCAGAACAGGCAAGACCGCCUACUUCUCAAACGCCACAACAAAUUGAUCCUUAUUAUUACUACAGAGGGUAUGGUACAUACCCAUCAGCUUAUCCACAGCCAUAUCCACCCGUGGAUCCUCGAGCCUCUCAUCUCUACUACCAGGACUCCUAUGGAACUUAUGACCCAGCCUACAGACAAUAUAGUAAUAGUGGAUUUGUGAACCCUGGCAAGUACCCUUACCAAGAACCAGAGCGACCUAGCUCAAGGUCUAGUCACUGCUCAGACCGACCACCGUCAAGGCAAGGGUACAAUGCACCUGCCAAUUACUAUGCGGAUUAUUACCAAAAUCAGUAUGAAUAUGGAGACCACUCUAGAUGGGAUCGCUAUCCUGAAACCUAUGAUCCUGGCUACAGAGACACUCGGAGUAGUUACUGGAAUUUUGUGUAUGGUGCUCGGGAGGACCCAUAUAGAAAAGUUCCAUAUGGUUACACCAGCAGGUAUGAUGUGUAUGAAGACCGUUGGCAGUACGACCCACGCUAUGUUGGUGGCUUUGAUGAUGAAAUUGAUGCACGCAGAGAUCUCGCCAAAGACGAUUUUGAUCGGCGUAGCGUACACAGCGAGCAUUCUGCCCGCAGUGUGCACAGUGAACGAAGCACACACAGUCGUCGCAGCAGCUUUAGCUCUCGUUCACAGCAGAGUCAGGUCUACAAAAGCGACCAGGAUCUGACAACAAAUGUGUACAGCAGCCAUAUUGCUAACCCUGCCCUUGGCGACUAUUCCUACAGCAUGUAUCCGAAUGAAUAUAGUACACAACAACCGUUGGACAGCUCUCAAUAUGUCUACUCAAGCGGCUCAGAGUGGCAGCCAGUGGAACAGGUUCCUUCCAGGCCCCUUACCCCAGAAAAGUUUGGCAGCCCUCAUGUUUGUGCCAGGUUUGGCCCUGGCGGUCACCUGAUCAAAGUGCUUCCCAAUCUUCCUUCAGACGGACAGCCCACACUUGUAGAAAUCCACAACAUAGAGAUAAUCCUGCAGAGCUGUCCUGAACAGGAGCAGAUGAGAGCAUUUCCUGGACCUCUGGUCAAAGAUGAAACCCAUAAAGUUGAUGUUAUUAAUUUCGCACAAAAUAAAGCCAAAGAGUGCGCACAGAAUGAAAACCUGAUAGAUCAGGAAUCUGCCCGCCUGCUCUGGGAUUUUAUCGUUCUGCUGUGCAGACAAAAUGGGACAGUUGUAGGGACAGAUAUAGCUGAGCUGCUGCUUCAAGAUCACAAAACUGUGUGGCUUCCUGGGAAAUCACCAAACGAAGCAAAUCUGAUCGAUUUCAACAAUGAGCCGCUGGAACAGGAAGAGGAAUCUGUUGCCUCCCAGCUCUCCUUUCUUACAGAUACCUUACCCAUCAGUGGAGCAGUCAUGGAGAAAGAGACGGAACGUUUCCGGGAGCUUCUGCUGUACGGCCGUAAAAAGGAUGCUCUGGAGUCUGCUAUGAAACAUGGACUGUGGGGCCAUGCAUUGCUACUGGCUAGUAAAAUGGACAGCCGAACGCAUGCCAGAGUUAUGACCAGGUUUGCCAACAGUCUCCCAAUUAAUGACCCUCUACAGACAGUCUAUCAACUGUUGUCUGGAAGGAUGCCUGCUGCAGCCACGUGUUGUGGAGAUGAGAAAUGGGGCGAUUGGAGACCCCAUCUUGCUAUGGUAUUGUCGUCGAAUAUAACCAAUAACCUUGAUGUACCAACGAGAACCAUGACUACUAUGGGAGACACAUUGGCUUCCAGAGGACUCUUAGAUGCUGCUCACUUCUGCUACAUUAUGGCCCAACUUGGUUUUGGAGUUUACACAAAGAAAACAACCAAGCUUGUCCUUAUUGGCUCCAACCAUAGCUUAUCUUUUGCCAAGUUUGCAACCAAUGAGGCUAUUCAGAGGACUGAAGCAUAUGAGUAUGCCCAAUCCCUGGGCACUCAGACCAUCUCCCUACCCAAUAUCCAGGUUUACAAGUUUAUCUAUGCUUGCCGACUUGCUGAGCAUGGCCUCUCAGCCCAGGCCUUCCAUUACUGUGAAGUCAUCGCAAAGACCAUUCUUAAACAUCCAUCAUAUUACUCCUCUGUACUCGUCAGCCAGCUUCUUGAGGUAACCUUACAUUUGAGGUUUUUUGACCCUCAGUUGAAAGAGAAACCAGAACAGGAGUUGUUUGUAGAGCCAUCGUGGUUGGUUCGACUCCGUCACCUGGAUAUGCAGAUGAAGCAAGGCACUGUGGUAUAUAACACUGGUAGAACCACUCCCCCCCAGUAUGCCUGCAGCACGCCAAGCUCUGAACAGGAUCACAUCAGCCAGUCCGAUGGCAUGACAAUAGCCCAUGAUGGGCUCCCUAAUACAGAUAAUCCUUUACUGACCAACCUCCUCCCCAACAUGAUUCCUCCUGUCCAGGGUAUACAGUUGGCCCUUCCAGGUCCUGAACACACUGCAAAUUAUCAGCCCACUCCAGUUAGUGAGCCAUUCUACCCUGUCACACAGCAGACUUUUGUCCCCUCACCUGGACUCUCCCCUCCAGUGUCUGGCCCAGGAUUUGGAGCUUUCAGCAGUGAAACUGUACCUAGUUAUACCCCUGCUACUAUGGAGCCUGCUCCUACCCCUCCACAACCCACCGAAUUUACACCUCAAGAGCAGUGGAACCAGGAGUCAACAGUGCAAAGACUGCCGCAGAAUUCUCCCACCAAAACCACCUUUCAUGACCCCGGAUUUGACUUCUAUGGAGAAAUGGCUAAAAUGGCCCCAGGACAGAGAUCUAGAACUGUGUCCCAGUCAUCGGCUCACAUGAGACGGACUCGGACCACCUCUGAGUCCUCUACCCACUCUAUUGGAUCAACCAGAAGGAGUUCUAUAGGGAUUCAGCCUUCACCCCCUCCUCCAGCCAUUCCUGAAACGGAGAGGAUCGUGCCUAAGAAAGAACCCAAAGCCAAUCAUUCAUCACAAGGGGGCGGUAGAAGUUGGUUUCCCCUGAAAAUUGGCUGGCUGAUGGGAAAAGGAAAGAACGAAGCCCACUUGCCUGAUGACAGGAAUAAGUCUAUCGUUUGGGAUGAGAACAAACAGCGUUGGGUGAACCUGGAUGAGCCUGAGGGAGAGGAGAGCAAACCCCUGCCUCCACCUCCAUCAGUAAUGCCGAAAAGACCUCAGACUGGCUCCUCUGGACCAGGUGGACCCGGAGCUCCCCCAAAUCCUUCAGUCAAUAUGUUCUCAAUCAGAGCAGGUGGUGCCAGAGGUCGCUAUGUGGAUGUGUUAAACCCAGGUGGCAGCAAGCCAGCAAGUUCUGUGCCAUCGCCAGCUGAUCUUUUUGCUCCUCUAGCACCAAUGGCCAUCCCAUCAAACCUCUUUGUUCCUAACUCAGUUCCAGAAGAGGGUCAGCCCAGCCUUGGCUCAGAUGCAGAAACGGUACAACCUCCUGACCAGCCAAGCCUUGAUAAUCCCACCCAGACACAGUUUUUAAGUGCAACUUCUGGAUCUGAUCUGCCACCUUCAAACUCAGAUGAUUAUCCUUCUGGAGAGGCCUUCAGUAAUGCUGCCCCUACAUCUGUUCCUCCUGUUGGGACUGUUACCUUUUAUAACCCUUCAAAUUUUACACAACAGACUCCUGCAGGAGGCAGUGCAGCGCGGCCUGGGAGACUUGGUCAGCGACAAUACCCAGUGCAGAAAUAG
Molecule: messenger RNA, 5644 nt
Organism: Staurois parvus
Lineage: Eukaryota; Metazoa; Chordata; Amphibia; Anura; Ranidae
Source: the annotation of a GenBank genome assembly